AAAGAAAGAAGGCGGGUACAAGGGGUGGUCCUUGUGUUUGUCACCUCAAGCUCCAGGAUCAUUAGCUUUGGCAGGGAGGCCACUCUGCCUGCAUCCCGCGCUGCUCACUGGCUGUGAACACUCACGUGCAGUCGCACGCCACACAGAGUUGCCUCGCUUUCUUCUCUCCUGCUCCUCCGUGUUACAGAGAACCUGAAGUGUCGGAAGCCAUGACGAUGAGUUGCACAGGUGUGGCUGUUGUGGUGGUGUUGGUGUUGGUGUGUGUCAGCCAGCAGCAGACAGGCGCCGCCAACGUCCUCUUGGACAAAGUCCGACGAGACUUACUGACGACGACGACGAAGACGACAACAAGACGCCGCCCGUCGUUCCCCAGCCUCGCAUCCUGGGGGGUCAGCGGGUGGGUGACCGGUGCCAGGCGCCAUUCAACGCCAUGGUGGCCCUGAAGAUCCAGAUGAGUGACCAGACCAACAGCCGCACCUACUGCGGGGCCGUCAUGCUGACGUCACAGUGGCUCGUCACUGCCGCCCUCUGUGUCUUCCCGUUCGUGACGUUUGCCUCCACCGACCUGGCAGUAGUUAUUGGCGACAAGGUGGUGUCAGCGCCGGACCAGGACGAGCAGACGAUCGGGGUGGCCAACUUCUACAUCCACCCGCGAUUCAACUCCUCCACCGGAAGUAACGACCUUGCCCUCAUCCGCCUGCAGUACCCGGCAACGCUCAGCAACUGCGUGCAGCCUCUACGUCGCUACACCGAGACCGCGUGCUACACCGCCAUCUCCGACUGCGUCAUCACUGGCUGGGGCCCCUGGGAUGAGAACAACGUCUACUCCAACAGUCUGUGGCCCAACUCUGGAGACGUCAAAGUGUUGGACGAGGUGGUGACCCGCCUGACUGCACGGUCCGUGUUCCAGAGAUCGGCGCCAGAGGGCGCCCUGUUCGCGCUGCCCAACAACAACUUCGUCAAAGCCUGCGUCUUUGACUGGGGCGGCAUGACCGCGUGUCUCAAGAACGGCGAAUGGCUGCUGCGCGGGGUCAUCGCGCAGGACAACUGCUUCGUGGAGUCGCAGCCCAUCGUCAUCACCAACAUCGAUCGUUACAAGAGCUGGAUUGACACCUGCAUCUACAACUCUAACGCCUGCCAAUCUCUGUGAGCUGCAGCGCCUAGAGCCACAGUGGCCACGCCCACACCUCGAUGGCCACGCCCACACAUAGAUAGCCACGCCCACACUGCUAGUCACGCCUACCUGACCUAACCUGACAGACGGGUGAAGGGCAGCGUUACACUGGCUACGUUUUUCUUGUCGGUUUUUAUUUUUAAAUUUUUGUUGCAUACCCGUUUCUGCAGAUUUUGUGUUUGUUUUGUUGCUGCCGCUGAUGAGUGGAUGACAGCCGCAGGAACACCCAUCAAGCCCUGUCCAAGGCAAGGGAUAGCCCCUAGUGACCAGACCCUCUUGCCAUGGAGAGUGGUUGUUGCGGCGGCCAUCUUGUCCACCAAACGGCAAACAAAAAUGUCGGCUAAAACCUUGUAGUCACGUGUCACGUGACUUUAGGGCGGUCAGUAGCGACAUGCGCUCAGACCACUCGUCUCCGUGUUUCUCUACUGUAGCGGCUUCUUUCCUGCACACGUGACGAGUUGCAGCAACUUUCAACUUUUGGAAUAAAGGGAAUGAAUUAUGCUAA
Pomacea canaliculata is the source of this 1679-nucleotide messenger RNA. Its product is annotated as chymotrypsin-like elastase family member 1. The record is from RefSeq and is a predicted model, not a curated record. Gene Ontology annotation, biological process: proteolysis. The coding region runs from base 431 to 1150 and encodes 239 amino acids. NCBI's taxonomy places the organism in Eukaryota, Metazoa, Mollusca, Gastropoda, Architaenioglossa, Ampullariidae. The transcript is spliced from 7 exons. Gene Ontology annotation, molecular function: serine-type endopeptidase activity.